Messenger RNA from Cotesia glomerata, 2260 nucleotides. RefSeq lists its product as uncharacterized. The record is from RefSeq and is a predicted model, not a curated record. Bases 710 to 1522 code for a protein of 270 amino acids. Gene Ontology annotation, molecular function: DNA binding. NCBI's taxonomy places the organism in Eukaryota, Metazoa, Arthropoda, Insecta, Hymenoptera, Braconidae. The transcript has 4 exons.
CAACUAAACACCUAAAGGUUGAAGUUGUGAAUCGUUAGAAAAGGUUUGAAUCGUCUAUACACUAGAACCCCAUGAUCUAUCUGUAUUGCGCGCUAAAUUUCCAUUUAUUAAUUGACUAUUUUUUAUUACUGAACAUCUGUUCUAAUAACAGGUCGUUGACUUGAAACAGGUGAGAAUUUAUUUUUAGAGAUGAUAUAAUUGUUUGUUGAUGAAGUUUGAUUGGUUGCAUGCUAUAGAUACUAUAUCUACAACUAUUCCUUUCAGAUCGACACGAUAUAGGUUUGCAAACACUACAUAGUUAAGUUCUGGGGUUCGCAGUGGGUUAAAAUUUACGCGAACUCUGGAAAAGAUUGGGAGUCUCACUUUGCGCGGAAGUGUUGGUGGCAGCUUUCAUUGUACUGUUUCAUCCAGACAUUAACAAGUCCAGUUCUGUGUGGAAAGUAUGUUUAGAUUAGCAUAACAAGAAAAAGUUCCAACGUAGCUGUUGUUUUCCCAGAGAGCUUGCUGGAAGACGUACAUUGCCUUCGUUGGAUAUUCCUCACAUUCCUUCGAGGAUGUAAACAACCUCAUCAGGCUUCAGCAAAGUUCUGUGAUUCGUCCGUCCGUUAUAAAAGAACCAACAAACCAAACACGACCCCCGGAAGAUCAAAGGAAUCAAGAGCUGAAGAGACUACUAAGUAUACCGAGGUUGGACAUCAGUAGCUUCAGUAUGGACAACAGAGCUUAUGAUCAGUCAGUGCCAGUAGAUCUUCGUAGAGGGGUUCCAAUGGAAUUGAUUCAAACUGAAAAUAUGAUGGAAUACGCUAAUGGACCAGUUCGACAAUAUGCAUCAAAAAAACUAUUUUCGGUGCAUGGAGACUUUUUGAAUGAAUGUUCGCAAGUAUCAAAGAUUAUAGAAGAUCUCUUGGGAGAUCUUGCCGAAGAUUUAGGCCUGAGGACUUCAACUGGCGAUCACGUUUCAGAGGAAGAACACUUUGGAAGGAUUAAUUCUCAAAAUGUGAACAAAUUUCGCGGAUUGAAUGUCGAGAUAAGAGACAAAGUCUUGCCCAUUGAAGAUAAUAAUAAUACCAGCGAAGCUCGAAAACAGAGAAUCGCAAAGUUUACUCUACCUCCAGACUACGAUCCAAAUAACUCAAAGUGGACCUUGAGGUAUCGCUAUCCAAAGCCAGAACUGAUAGAACUCUUACGCUAUAGUGGACUUUACGUCAACGCAGCAAAUCUCAAACAUUGCAAUGAAUCUGCGACGGAUUGCAAGUCAUUAGCGCAGUUGUUGAUGGUGGAAGUUUUCUCAGACAGCGCUCUCAAAGUCUGCUCGCUUACUGGAGCAAAAGCCAUUCGUUUUCGUGGCAUCAAGACAGACGUCAGACCCGGAUUAGAUAAAGACGCAAGAGCCAUUUUAGUAAGAUACGUGGAGAUAUAUGGAGAAAAGCAAGGAUGGUGUACUGAAGACCACAGGGCUAUUAUCAAUGCUAUGCGGAACAAGUUAUAUUCUUCGAGAAAGAAAGAUAGACAUCAUUUUUAAGCUACAUUCUGCAUAUGAAUUAAGUUAUCUUCAGUUCAUCCAAGGAACACGUGUCACAAGCAUUUGCAGCGACACCCACAAAAGAAUUUAGCGCUAACAAUUAUCGAACUUUAGAACAGUCUUGCGCAAGCUUUGUAAAAGAUUGUUAUAUAUGUAUUUAGUGUAGUUAUCUAUAGAGUAACGAAUCGUUAGUGUGUCAUGCGCAUGAAAUGAUUCUUGAAAAUACAGCGGAUAGUUCCAAAUAAGAUUAAGAUUAACGUUGAUAGUUAGUUGAUAUUUUUUAUAUGUAGUAGGUUAAGUAAAGUUAUAAACUGUAAAUCUAGUAGUUGGUGAUCGACGUCUUGAGCAUACGUCGCGCAUCACAUCUUUAAAUGACAUUUAACGUUUUCCGCGGCAAAUUAACAAGUACUUUCAUAUAUAUGAGAUUAUUGUAUCCUAACGCGCAAUGCAGCUGAUUUAAAAUAAUAACGGACGAAGAUUCUACUGAAAAACUCAAUUUAUAGAUCUUAUAUAUUGCAAGCCUUAAAAUCAUUAAGUAUGUAGAUAUGUAUCACUAGAGUCUAAAUCAAGAUUCCAACGUAUAUUUUUACUGUUUUUUUUUUAUAGUAUGGUUAGAUAAGUGUAUCAAAUUAAAAAUAAAUUAUUUAAAAAAUAACAAGGACUUGUCAUUUACCUGUGAUUUACCAGAGUGAUUCAUCAUUACUUAAUGGUAUUUAUCUGAUUCAUUAAGUUCAAUAU